AUGCUGGGCUCUGCGGGCUCCACUGAACGGGGGCGGCUGCGGCUUCUGCUGCGGGGGAGCGUGGCCGGGCUGUGUGAGCUGCGGCUGCUGCGGGAGAGGCAGGAGGUCCGGGUGCGGAGGGCGCUGCUCGGGGCCCGAGAGGAUCUUGACCGCCAACUUUGGGAACUGGAGCGCCAACUGGGAGAAUUACGUCUUAGAGCUGAGAAUGACAGCGAAGAUGUGGGGUUAGAGGCAGAUGCUCAGGAAUCAUGUGAUGUGUUUGUGGAUCGCUCACCCCGUGGAGGACAGACCGAGGCUCGUAUGCAUUAUGCUAAUGAGCGCCCAAAGAGUGCAGGUGACAUAGUUGUUGGAUCUCAGCAACCUCGUACUUCCUCUUCACGUCUUCUGGUUCCCCGUUCCCUUUCUGCCCCUUAUCCCUCUCCAUCUUCCCCGCCACCCCCUUCACUACCUGCUCGUCGGGCUGAGGGCUAUAUACUUUCCCUGCUCCGAAGACAGUUCCGUCCUCCAUACCUGAGAUCUGUUUCAGCUGAGAGGCCUCCGCCCCAGCCUGCUACUACUCGAAUGGCAAAUGUUUCCUACACACCUACUCACCGUGGUUCCCGAAGGAAGCACCCACCUCUUUUGAAGGGUCACAGUGUUGAAGGGUCACCACCACGUCCUCCUAGGAAAUGUCUUUCAGCAGAGGAGCCACCUCGCAAAAGGGGUGGAAGGAGGACCCCACGUUCUCUAUCUGAGACAAGUUUAAGAGAUCCAAAUCAUCAAGAGGGGGCAGAUUCAAGAAACCACUUGGAUACCUUAGAUGUUUCCAGAGGUACCAGUGAGGGGUGGGGAAAUAACAGGGCUCACUCAGCAGCAUGGAUUGAUUCCAGGGGACACUCAGAAGGUUGGAUGGAGUCAGGGGUUCCUGUACAAGAAUGGGGAGAAGUGAGGGGCCACAUGCACGAAGGAGGACGCUGUUACACUCUAGGCAGGGAAGGGAAGGUCCCUAUGGUAAAACUUGGACCCCCUUGUAGAAAGUGGAGAUCUACAGCAGAAAUAAGUGCUGGGGGUCAGGAGGCAGAACCUGAGGUGGAGUCAGAAGAAGAGGAAGAUGAUGGGGGCUUAGUUUGGCCCAUGCAGCUCCCUCCACGGGAUGCAGAUGGACGCCCACAAAUGUUCAAAGUAAAGGCUUCACAGGCGCUCAAAAAGAAGAUUAUGCGAUUCCACACAGGGUCGCUGAAGGUCAUGACAACUGUGUAAAACAUAACAAGUCAUAUGUGUAGUGACAGAUAUGUGUGUAAAUUUGUUCUGUUGCUCCAGUCACUUCCUCUUCUAUCCGUGCAGGCACACGGACACUGACUCAGGAGUUUAUAUGUACUUACCUAUAUGAAUGUAUUUAUAUAUCUUGCUAGAAGGAUGUGCCAUAACCUGGGGUUUCCUGCAAUGACCGCUGCCUUCUGUGCCAACCAACAUGCUUUUGUAACAAAACUUGUUUUUAUUUGUUACAUUAUUUUCACUCAUCCAGUGGUCAGUCCUGGAUCCUGUUUGCAAUAGACCUAUCAUUUAGCAACCGCACAGUAUUUUUAUGUUUAGUAUUUUUGUUAUUUACUGAUCACUAAAUCUGUGGUACUGUGGAUUUGUUUGUUGUUCGGAUAGAGUUACCAUCAUAUUUUGUCAAGUUGAUAAUGACAUGUUACUUGUGACUUUAUCACUGCUUCUUGUUCUUGGUAAGAUUCCAAGCUAAUCCCAGAAUUUCUGCAACAUCAGCACAGAAGUCGUCAUAUUAAAUGGCUACAACUGAUUAUAGGAUUAUGGUUACUUUCAUGUUUCUAGUUCUGUUAUAGUGGUCACCAGUGAGUGUGAAUUGCAUUGGGCUAUUUAUCAUUGAUCU
Molecule: messenger RNA, 1870 nt
Organism: Bombina bombina (fire-bellied toad)
Lineage: Eukaryota; Metazoa; Chordata; Amphibia; Anura; Bombinatoridae
Gene: DACT3
Product: dishevelled binding antagonist of beta catenin 3
Exons: 4
Coding region: 1-1239 (412 amino acids)
Biological process (GO): negative regulation of canonical Wnt signaling pathway
Cellular component (GO): cytoplasm
Source: RefSeq, a predicted model, not a curated record